Molecule: messenger RNA, 474 nt
Organism: Ophidiomyces ophidiicola
Lineage: Eukaryota; Fungi; Ascomycota; Eurotiomycetes; Onygenales; Onygenaceae
Exons: 2
Coding region: 1-474 (157 amino acids)
Biological process (GO): proteasome assembly
Source: RefSeq, a predicted model, not a curated record
AUGGACGUCGUUACCGUUGCUCCUCCUGCGACGGCUGGAGCACAAUCCCACCCGUUUCCCGCGCAAACCAAACAGGCCAGGGGGGAAGUCGGAGGUAUCCAGACUGAUGUGAUAGCCGUAUCAUUCUCAGAUAAGAUUCUCGUGACGGUAGCACAAAACGGGAGGUUAGCCCAUUGGCUCCAUGUGCCUCUUGAGAAUACAAAUCCAGGAACCAGCGGAUACCACUCAGUUCCAGAAGAAGGGGACGACGCCUUGCUUCCCCCACCCGAGCUAACAGCCACGACAGUACUAGGUGGCCGUGCACCAGAAUGGGAGAAUCUAGGGCACCUGUAUGCAUGCCAGAUUGCCAGCGCUAUCGUGACGAAAAAUCCCAACGAGAAAAGACUUUUAGUUGUUGGACUUGGGUUGGAAACGCCAGAUUUCAACCGUGAUACAUUUUUUGGUAUUGUUGAUCUCGUCUUCCGGUGUCUCUGA